Molecule: messenger RNA, 1374 nt
Organism: Elgaria multicarinata webbii
Lineage: Eukaryota; Metazoa; Chordata; Lepidosauria; Squamata; Anguidae
Gene: PPP1R3B
Product: protein phosphatase 1 regulatory subunit 3B
Exons: 2
Coding region: 213-1154 (313 amino acids)
Biological process (GO): regulation of glycogen biosynthetic process
Cellular component (GO): protein phosphatase type 1 complex
Molecular function (GO): glycogen binding; protein phosphatase 1 binding
Source: RefSeq, a predicted model, not a curated record
UAUUCAGCUUCCUGUUUCUACAUACCCGAGGAAAGUUUCCAGUACUUAAAGGCGGGGACUACGUGCUGCAAAAGAAAGCCCUUCCUCAUGCAGGAUAGGAAUUAUACUUCAUUCAGUUGUCUGAGCCAGCCUCUGCCUUGUUGCUCUAGUAGUAUUGGAAGACCAGCACAUGUGCUAGUAGUACUGGAGUACUGAAAUACCAGCAGUUCAGGAUGCUGCAGACUGAAAUGCGAUUUCAAUCCAGCAACUUCUGGGUUUCAGGAAUACUGGACUCUUUCCCUCACAAGCCCACAAUGGCGGUGGACGUAGCAAUGCAGUUCUGCCUGCGCACGCCCCCUUUGCGACGAGAGAGUUUUGCCUACAAAAUAGCUCCAAAAUCCAAAAAACCCUUGCGACCCUGCAUCCAUUUGAACAGCAGUACCGAAUUAAAUGAACUGGGAGCCGAAGUCAAAGCUCUACAGAGAAAGAGAGUAAAAAAGAGGGUUUCCUUUGCCGACAGUCGGGGCUUGGCUCUAACGGUGGUUAAAGUGUUCUCGGAAUUUGACAACUCGCUAGAUAUUCCAUUCAAUAUCACUGAACUAAUAGACAACAUUGUGGGCCUGACAACGGUGGACAGAGAUGACUUUGUCUUGGAUUUUGUACUGCCUUCUGCUGAUUAUUUGGACUUCCGGAAUCGUCUCCAGGCAGACUAUGUCUGCCUCGAGAACUGCACGUUGAAAGAUAAAGCCAUCACAGGCACAGUGAAAGUCAGGAAUCUCGCAUUUGAGAAGGCCGUGAAGAUCCGGAUGACAUUUGAUACCUGGAAAACCUUCACGGACUACCUGUGCCAAUAUGUUAAGGACACAUACGCAGGUUCGGAUAAGGACACGUUCUCCUUUGAUGUCAGCUUGCCAGAAAGAGUUCAGCCCCAUGAAAGGAUAGAGUUUGCAGUGUGUUACGAGUGUGAUGGCAAGGUGUAUUGGGACAGCAACAAAGGCCUGAAUUACAGGAUCAUACGGUCUGAACUCAAAUCUGCUCGGGAGAUUUCUCAGCCACAGGACGAACCUGGCUUUGGAAUUGCCUUCGACCAGUUUGGUAGCCCAAGGUGUUCCUACGGCCUGUUUCCUGAAUGGCCAAGCUAUUCAGGGUAUGAAAAACUUGGGCCUUAUUACUGAAUCAAAAACGGGGUCUGUGUUACUUACAGUGCAGGAUUUAAAGAACCAACUACAUUGCAGAGUGCUGCAAUUUCACAAUUGCCAAAGGAGGUGUGUGUUUAUAGUUACAGAAACUGAAACGUCAAGACUUGUGAAACUCCUGACUGCAGAGGGUUUAAAAAUGGAUGGUCUCUAUACCAUCCUGGUUGUUAUGAAUCUAAACGGCUAAAAGAAAGGGGUG